Lasiodiplodia theobromae is the source of this 1554-nucleotide messenger RNA. RefSeq names its product 3-beta hydroxysteroid dehydrogenase. Gene Ontology annotation, cellular component: endoplasmic reticulum. The transcript is spliced from 2 exons. The coding region runs from base 1 to 1554 and encodes 517 amino acids. Gene Ontology annotation, biological process: ergosterol biosynthetic process. Gene Ontology annotation, molecular function: 3-beta-hydroxysteroid dehydrogenase [NAD(P)+]/C4-decarboxylase activity; 3-beta-hydroxy-Delta5-steroid dehydrogenase (NAD+) activity. The record is from RefSeq and is a predicted model, not a curated record. NCBI's taxonomy places the organism in Eukaryota, Fungi, Ascomycota, Dothideomycetes, Botryosphaeriales, Botryosphaeriaceae.
AUGUAUCCUGCCGACCUUGUCGCCCGGUUCUUCUCUCCCUCGAACUAUGUCCUUUGGAUCUCUAUCGUACUGCUACUCCUGUACUUGCGACAUGUAAAUCGCGCCCUCGGCGGAACGCCUGACGAAGCCGAGCGUGCUGCCUCCCCACCCUGGACGGCAGAAGAGUUGAAGAAAACCUAUCAAAGAAUGAAGCAAUCGCCCAUCGAUAUCCGCGACCAUCUUCCCCCUAAGCAGUCCCGCCGCUACAUCCUAACACCAAGAGCAGGUCUGGUCGGCGGCUCCAUUGUGCAACAACUCCUGGCGCGUGGCGAGGAUAUCGAUGCGAUCCGAAUCGUUGACCUCAGACAUCCGACCCCAGAUGUUGCGGGAGGCGUGCACCGAUCUGCAGAGCUUAGCCAAGUUAGCUUCCAAACCGCAGACAUCACUGACCCUGACUCUGCCAACCACGCCUUCUCUGUGCCUUGGCCAUCCUCGGUCGCCGAGAGGCCGCUCACUGUCUUCCACACUGCCGCCACCAUCCGCUUCGCUGAACGCGCAAAGGACCUCCUCCCGCUAUCCGAAGAAGUCAACGUCGUCGGCACCAAGAACGUCCUUGCCGCCGCCAAGGCUGCCGGCGCCUCCAUAUUCAUCGCCACCUCUUCGGGCUCUAUUGCUAUCCGACGAGUCAGUUUCUGGCUGGCGCCCUGGCGGCGCUGGCCGCGUCGCUUCUUCCAGACCAUCAGCGACGCCGACUACGACCUGACCCGCCCGCACGAGACCUACUUCGGCAACUACCCAGUCUCCAAGGCUACGGCCGAGCGGCUCGUGCGCGGUGCCGACGACGCCGCGACGGGCGGCCUGCGGACCGGCGUCAUCAGGCCCGCGUCUGGUGUAUAUGGCACAGCGCAGGACAAUACGAUCGGCAGCUACAUACGGCGCGGCGGUGUCGUCGACUGGAUCCGCCAUGUCGUCAACCCCUUCGUCUAUACCGAGAACGUCUCGCUGGCUCACCUGCUGCUCGAGCAACGCUUAGUCGCUCCCGCCCGCGACCCUGCUUCCGGCAAGCGCGUCGACAUCGGCGGCAGCGCCUUCACCGUCACUGAUCCUAACCCGCCCAUCCGCUACGCUGACAUCGCGUUCCUCUUGCAGACGCUGUGCGCGACGCCCGUCAAGUUUGUCGCCGUGCCCGCCGUGCUGAUGCUCGUCAUCUCCCAUGUCGUCGAGUUCUACACGCUGCUCCGCCACCGCUACCUGCGAAGUGUCUUGCCGCCGCUGGCCGGCGACUUGGCGCUGCUGCAGCCUGCACUGUUUGCUAUCUGUAACGUGCAUCUGUUCUACGACGACAGCGAGGCGAGGAAGAGGCCAGAAGAGGGUGGGUUGGGGUAUCGGGCGCCAUGGACGUCCAUGGAGGCUAUGUGUCAGCAGGUGCUCGUCUGGAACGAAGAGUGGAAGGAACAGUUGGGGGAGAAAAGGAAGGGUUUGGGGGUGGGCAAGAAUGGGGGUGGUGUCAUGAAAGAGGUCAAAGACGUGGUCGGCGUUGUGGAAAAGCUGCCGGUAGCGCCCGUGCAGUCAUGA